UCAUUACAUUUUCAGGUGUCCGAGUUGAUCAUGGCGAAUCUGAAGACGCUCCGAAUUGUCGGUGGAAUCGGGCUCACUGAAGCACUGGUGCUGAAUUCGUCGCGCUUGUCGUUGAUGAUGUUCGAUUUGGGCUUUGAGGUUUCCCAGAGCACGAUCGACGACCACUUGCUCAAGAUCGCCACUAGCGGCGCCACGUUCCAGCACUUGUCCUACACUGGCUUCAUCGGCCUCGAUCCAACCAGUGACAUAGUCUUCCUAGACCAAUGCCAAGUGAACAGUCUUCGUCUGACAAUGAUGCGAGGACCAUAUAUUCCUCCUCAGCCAGAUUAUAUGAUUGGAAAGGUACGACAUAUCGACCAUUUGGAAUUAGGAGAAGUUGUCGACAAGCCAAACAUCUUCAAUUCUCUGAUCACCUACGAAAACGUCUUUAAGAAGGUGUUUCCGAAUGUUAACGACAUACAUUAUUUUCAGCAUUGGUAG
This is a messenger RNA of Angiostrongylus costaricensis, 480 nucleotides long. The record is from the annotation of a GenBank genome assembly. Lineage: Eukaryota; Metazoa; Nematoda; Chromadorea; Rhabditida; Metastrongylidae.